GAAACUUCUAAGAACAUUUGCCAGUCCUGAGAUGUCCUCCGGAUCACCCAGGAAUCCUCAACGUGCUACAAAAUGAAGAGCAAAUCCAGGUAUCGCUCUCCCUAGGCUCCACGUGGAGGAGCGAUCUACCUUGCCUGGCCCCAACAUAAGAACCUGUGACACCACACAGCAGAGGAUCUAAGUGGAGGAGGAUCCAGACAGGACACCUCCGCCACUGUUGACGGUCCCCCAACCAUCCCCGAACACCUAUAUACCUACCUCCAAGUUAGGUCCCACUAAAAUCGCAAGCGUCCGGAGCCGGAUGCAGGCGCGCGUCGACGUAUGCCCGGACGGCAAGAACGCGGGCGGCAACGGGAAGGCGGCCGGCGCACACGCGCCCGCAGCGCCCCCACCUCAGGCAGCGAGGCCAGGGACUCGGAUCAAGCCACAGGAUGCCGGGCGUCUCAGCCCAUGGCCUCUCGUGUGAGGAGAGAAGGCAACUGGCUGUGGACCUCACCCGCGUCCUAGCUCUCUACCGUUCCAUCCUGGACGCCUACAUUAUCGAAUUUUUCACGGACAGCCUGUGGGGCACACUCCCCCACGCAUGGCAAGAAGUGCUGGACGGACUGAACCCACCAGAGCUGGCCACCCUGUUGCUGGGGAUGCCCAGGGAAGGGGAGGAGAUCAGGUACAGGUCUGUGUGGCCACUCACCCUGCUGGCCCUGAAGUCCACAGCUUGUGCCCUCGCCUUUACCCGGACACCUGGCUUUCACACUCCAUCAGAGUUCCUGGAGAACCCCAGCCAGAGCUCCCGGCUAACAGCUCCUUUUCGGAAACAUGUCAAGCCCAAGAAGCAGCAUGAGAUCCGGAGGCUGGGAGAGUUGGUGAAGAAGCUUAGUGAUCUUACUGGCUGCACCCAAGUUGUGGAUGUGGGCUCAGGCCAGGGCCACCUCUCUCGCUUCAUGUCUCUGGGGCUUGGGCUGAUGGUGAAGAGCCUUGAAGGAAAUAAGAGGCUAGUAGCGAGAGCUCAGCGUCUAGACCAGGAGCUCCUGCAGGCUCUGGACAAAAUGGAGAAGAGGCACCCAAAGAUGGUGCAAAGAAGCCCUCGCCACCGCCCCCACCACGUGGUUCAGUGGGUCAGCCCCACAACUCUGUGUGAGGAGCUUCUGCUUCCUCUGGAGAUGCCAGGCCAGAGUAGUACCCGUCUGCUACUCACAGGCCUUCAUGCCUGUGGGGAUCUUAGUGUUGCCUUACUGAGACACUUCUGCUGCUGUCCUGAAGUGGUGGCCCUGGCUUCGGUGGGCUGCUGCUACAUGAAACUCAGUGACCCUGGCAGCUACCCACUAAGUCAGUGGGUAGCUGGGCUGCCUGGCCAUGAACUACCCUACAGGCUCCGGGAGGGUGCCUGCCAUGCUCUAGAGGACUAUGCGGAGAGAUUACAGAAAGCAGGGCCUGGCCUACAAACACAUUGCUUCCGUGCAGCGCUGGAGGCAGUCAUCCGACAAGUCUGCCCUGAGCUUCGGAGGCCUGGUGUGCAAGGAAUUCCCAGGGUCCAUGAACUCAAGAUUGAAGAAUAUGUGCAACAAGGGUUACAGCGAGUGGGUCUGGACCCCCAGCUGCCAUUGGAUCAGGCUGCCCUCCAGGCCCACCAGGCCCAAGAGAAUCGUGUGGUGGCCUUCUUCAGCUUGGCCCUCUUGCUGGCCCCACUGGUAGAGACAUUGAUUCUGCUGGACCGGAUGCUCUAUCUUCAAGAGCAAGGCUUCUAUGCUGAGCUGUUGCCCAUCUUCAGCCCUGAACUGUCUCCCAGAAAUCUGGUUCUGGUGGCAACCAAGACGCCCCUGGGUCAGGCCUUCUCCAUUCUUGAGACUGAAGACAGCUGACAGUCUGAAGCCACCAGGUGUCAGUAUGGCUAGCUGCCGUCCUUGGCACCCUUUAGAGUGCCCUGUAUCCUGCUGGGAUUCUGGCUCUUUGCAGACUUCAGAUUUGUACCCUUUCUUUCCCUUCACUUGGAAAGUAAUACUGUGGAAUUUUUAUUUAUAAAACUUUUAAGACUUA
This is a messenger RNA of Rattus norvegicus (Norway rat), 2034 nucleotides long. RefSeq names its product methyltransferase like 25B (gene Mettl25b). Gene Ontology annotation, cellular component: membrane. The record is from RefSeq and is marked validated. NCBI's taxonomy places the organism in Eukaryota, Metazoa, Chordata, Mammalia, Rodentia, Muridae.